This is a messenger RNA of Cynara cardunculus var. scolymus (artichoke), 1618 nucleotides long. Its product is annotated as type IV inositol polyphosphate 5-phosphatase 9. Bases 54 to 1433 code for a protein of 459 amino acids. Gene Ontology annotation, biological process: phosphatidylinositol dephosphorylation. Gene Ontology annotation, molecular function: phosphatidylinositol-4,5-bisphosphate 5-phosphatase activity; phosphatidylinositol-3,4,5-trisphosphate 5-phosphatase activity; inositol-polyphosphate 5-phosphatase activity. NCBI's taxonomy places the organism in Eukaryota, Viridiplantae, Streptophyta, Magnoliopsida, Asterales, Asteraceae. The transcript has 7 exons. The record is from RefSeq and is a predicted model, not a curated record.
UCUUCUGCUCUCCCUUUAUCUUCAACUUCAACACCACCGUUAUCCGUCGUACCAUGCGAGGAGAAGUUAUGUGGCCAAGAUUGGUAGCGAGUAAGCUACUAAGGAAGACACUGGGAUCCAACAACUUCGUCACCGAUUUCCCAGAAAACACGAUUUCUUUUCUUGAUCUUCCAUCGACGUUGGAUCUCGAACCUCUCCCCAGUCCUAAGAUCAUCUUCACAGAUCAUCAUGAUACACAAAAGUUCAAGGUCUUCGUAAGUACAUGGAACGUUGGUGGUGUUACACCUACCGAGGAUUUGAAUAUUGAUGAUUUGUUGGAUACAUGCAACAAUUCGUGCGAUAUUUAUGUACUCGGGUUUCAAGAAGUGGUUCCUCUAAGAGCAUCAAAUGUUCUUGGAUCCGAAAAGAAGAAAAUAUCGAUGAAAUGGAAUUCGUUGAUCAGGAAAACCCUAAACAAGAAAUCACACAACGAAUACUACAACAACGGUAACUUGAGAGAGAAGCAACGAAAUUCCUUUCAUGCAACAAAAGGCAACAGAUCAAAUAUUGAGAGUAGCAUGAUCCAACACGAGUUUCGGUGUCUCAUCAGCAAACAAAUGGUUGGGAUACUGAUAUCGGUUUGGGUUCGCAGUGAUCUUCAUCCGUUUUUUCGAAACCCUAAUGUGUCUUGCGUAGGUUGUGGCAUCAUCGGGUGCCUAGGAAACAAGGGCUCGGUUUCAGUUCGGUUUCAUUUCCACGAGACAAGCUUUUGCUUUAUAUGUGGUCAUCUCGCAUCGGGAGGGAGAGAAGGAGACGAGAGAAACCGAAACUCGAAUGCCUCAGAGAUAUUGUCGCGGACAACGUUUCCCACAACCAUGGGACCUUCACUUGAUCUCCCCAAAAUGAUUCUCGACCAUGAUCGGGUUGUUUUCCUCGGAGACCUAAAUUACCGGAUUUCCUUGCCGGAAAGGGAGACACGGUUACUAGUAAAUAGGAAGGAUUGGAAUACGCUCCUCGAAAACGAUCAGCUUCGAAUGGAACUGAUGGAUGGUCAAGCAUUUGAAUCUUGGCAUGAAGGAACCAUCAAUUUCGCUCCUACCUACAAAUACCAUCCCAAUUGUGAUGAAUAUUAUGGUUGUGGUCAUCUUGCUACCAGAGCCAAAAAGAAACGUGCUCCUGCAUGGUGCGAUAGGAUAAUUUGGACGGGCGAGGGAUUAAAGCAACUUCUGUACACAAGAAGCGAAAUCCGACUAUCUGAUCACAGACCGGUGAAGGCUAUGUUUUGUACUGAAGUUAAAGUUUCACGGAUGAGGUACCAAAGCUUUUGUUUAUCAGAGAGGUUCGGAUGUCCAACGAAAACUAGUAAUUUAGAGUUCCAUUCGGACGAUGAAUACUCAAGUAAUUCCGGCCGCUUAAGCUUCCAUAGUGUUAAAAACAAAAUGACCACACCAUGAGACUUGUUUGCUUUAACUAUAUAUGCUAAUUGUUGUUCAUGUUUUUCAGCCAAAAAAUGUCGACAUCAUCUCUGUUUCAUUGGAUAUAUAUAUAUAUAUAUAUAUAUGUAAGUACAAACACAAGAGAUUGUAUAGUAGCACCUAUUUUUGUACCAUAAAUAUUUGAGAUUUGUUGUUUCUGUCCA